Messenger RNA from Rubroshorea leprosula, 1859 nucleotides. Lineage: Eukaryota; Viridiplantae; Streptophyta; Magnoliopsida; Malvales; Dipterocarpaceae. The record is from the annotation of a GenBank genome assembly.
UUGCACCAACGGGUGAGGUUUUAGGCUGCCAUGGAGAUUGGAGAGCAGCUAGCAGAGGUUUUUCCUGCAAUAGCUUUCUUUAUCCUUCGAAGAACAGGGGAGCCUGAUGAUCGCAAGUAGAAUGGCCCUGCUUCAGCAUGUGUGCUCUGUGCCUCUCCCACGUUUUGUGCGCCGGCGCCCGCUCUCCUCCAUAGCCGCCACUGCCGUGGCCGCGCCUUCCCCUCGUGUCUCCGUUACCACUCCCUCUAAUUCACGAUCACCUAACAUCGACCCCCAUGCGCUGCUCGGCAUGACUGAGCAGGAUCUGCAGCAGCUCGCCGUCGAAUUUGGCCAGCAAAGUUACAGAGGAAAGCAACUACACCAUCUACUUUACAAGAGAAAGGUGAAAGACAUUGAGGAUUUUAGCCAACUGCCUCAAGCAUUUAGGAAUGGCCUUCGAGAAGCUGGAUGGAAGGUAGGACGGUCACCUAUUUAUCGCACUGUGACAGCAGCUGAUGGCACUGUUAAGUUAUUGAUAAAAUUGGAGGACAACAGAUUGAUUGAAACUGUUGGCAUACCAGUUGAAGAUGAAAAUGGUUCAAUGCGCCUUACUGCAUGUGUCUCAUCACAGGUUGGCUGCCCAUUGCGGUGUUCGUUUUGUGCAACUGGAAAGGGUGGGUUCUCUAGGAAUCUCAAGAGGCAUGAGAUUGUUGAGCAGGUAUUGGCUAUUGAGGAAAUCUUCAAGCAUAGAGUGACCAAUGUGGUAUUUAUGGGAAUGGGUGAGCCCAUGUUGAACCUGAAGUCAGUAUUGGAAGCACACCGUUGCUUGAAUAAGGAUGUGCAAAUUGGGCAAAGAAUGAUCACAAUUUCCACUGUUGGAGUUCCUAACACUAUUAAGAAACUGGCUUCUCAUAAGCUUCAGUCAACAUUGGCUGUCAGCUUGCAUGCACCUAACCAGAAACUCAGAGAAACAAUUGUGCCCAGUGCAAAAUCCUACCCCCUGGAUGCACUCAUGAAGGAUUGCAGGGACUACUUCCAAGAAACCAGUCGCCGAGUAUCUUUUGAGUAUGCACUUCUAGCUGGAGUCAAUGAUAAAGUAGAACAUGCAACAGAACUUGCCGAAUUACUGCAUGAGUGGGGACGUGGUUAUCAUGUGAAUCUGAUUCCUUUUAAUCCAAUAGAGGGCUCUGAGUUUAGGCGACCAUACAAAAAAGCGAUGUUGGCAUUUGCAGGUGCACUAGAGUCCCGUAAAAUAACUGUUAGCAUACGUCAAACAAGGGGCCUGGAUGCGAGUGCUGCUUGCGGUCAGCUAAGAAAUGAGUUCCAAAAAGAUCCUUUGAUCACUGAAUCUGACAGCUCCGAAUCUCAGCCAGAUCUUGCAGUUGCUUGUUGAUGCCACAGAUUGGUCUUGCUGGAUUCAGUACCCGCUUUUUUGUGUAGUGCAGAGUUAGCAUCCUAUUUUCUCCAAUCUGUUGUAAUUUGCAAGAUAGAUGGCCUUUUACUGCUGCUCUGCCAUUGCCUACAACAAAGGUCUCUCUCUGGUCCAUGGUGCAUGAAUACUGAAUACCGAAUACCUGCUGGAUACUUCCCAACCAAAAAGCUGGCCGCAGUGGGAAGCUGAUGGCUCUUGACAAACAGGAGGAGAACCAGCAUCUCCUUUACUCCCAAAGAAAUCACCAUCCUAUCAUUAGGCUUAAAUGUUUGACCACCAACAUGUUAGAAUUGUCUGUAUACAAAGUCAACUUCCUAUCUUUCCUUUUUCCAUGUUCAAGUUGAACAUGGUUUGUUUUAAAAAAAUACUUCCUUCAUAGAACUUUAGGAGGCCUAGUUAAUGAUUAGAUGUCACUAUCUAAAUUUAUAAUUAAAUCAGUGAAGUGCAU